UUUGUGAUUCAAUUUCACAAUAUGCAGCUCGAACAAUGUACAUUUUUUAUUUCAGAUUGGUGUUCCCCAAUGGUCUGUCCAGUGAAUAUUCUCUAGUUACCACCUUCCGGCUGAGGAAAACCACUAAGAAAGACCGCUGGUAUCUGUGGCAGAUAUUCGACCAGACGGGAGGUACCCAGGUGUCUGUAGUGUUGGACGGUGCUAAACGAGCAGUGGAGUUCUCAGCCCGGGGCCUUCUGAAGAACAGCCUCCACUACACCUUUAAGAGCCGAGACCUGCACACCCUGUUUGACCGCCAAUGGCACAAGCUGGGUGUGGCGGUCCAGAGCAGCAUCGUCUCCGUUUACAUGGACUGUAAACUAAUAGAGAGGAGGCUGACAGACGAGAAGGAUGAAAUCGACCCCAGCGGAUAUACGCUGAUUACAACCCGGGUGGAGGAUGGACGGCCUGUAGAUAUCGAACUGCAACAAAUCCUGAUCUACUGUGACCCAUACCUGGCUGAGAUGGAGAACUGCUGUGAGCAGGCAGGAUCUACGUGUGAGCCUAGCAGGGAGGGCCCUGGUGCUGGAGGGGUGACUCCCAAUCCCUUGGAUACAGAUGGAGCAGGCCAGCUCCCCCGGAUGCUCUCCCAGCCCGUCCAGCCAGCUCGGGUCCAGCGGGUCCAGCAUUCCAGCAGUGACAGAUGUCAAUGUUCAGCAGAGAAGGGUGAUCAAGGUCUACCAGGCUUGGCAGGACUUCCAGGACAGAAAGGCGAUCAAGGAGACAAGGGAGAGACCAGGAAAGACGGGUUCCCUGGAAACUCAAGCCAGAAGGGUGACCAGGGUGUUUCUGGCUCACCAGGUCUGGAUGGUAUUCCUGGACAGAAG
Messenger RNA from Oncorhynchus nerka (sockeye salmon), 866 nucleotides. RefSeq names its product collagen alpha-1(XIX) chain-like. The record is from RefSeq and is a predicted model, not a curated record. Lineage: Eukaryota; Metazoa; Chordata; Actinopteri; Salmoniformes; Salmonidae. The transcript has 7 exons. The annotation marks the transcript as partial.